CUUUGUUCGAUCAUUUCAUUUCACUCAGUUAUUUAAAUGAGCAAUACCAGUUUAUUCCAGUAACGGAAAGACGCCAGUCAGCAUCACCACACACAUAAACAUGACGUGGUACAAGACAGUUGAGAUUGUUGUGCAUGUGCUGUGCUGUAGUGUCCUCCUCUGUGUAGGCGCUGUGCCCAUAUCGUGCAGCAUCCAUUCAACGGCCACCCGUGAUAACGUUAACACAACAAAAGGUCUCAGAUGGACGUCCGCUUUGUCAGCUCGCGUCGACUGCCUACUUCGUUGUUACAACGACAUCCUCUGCAAGAGCUUCAUCUAUAACCCACUGACUGGUAUUUGCUCUGGCUAUUAUGGCUAUCCUCUUAGAACCAGCACUGCAUAUCUCCACAGCUCUUCUGGCUCGAAGUGGUUCACUAUGUGUACAGAACUCAACAUUGUCACCCGACGGUGCGGGUCGGUUAAUUGUCCUGUCACCGCCUCCUUCAGGACAGGGCUCUGUGGGUGUGGUUUCGGGCGCAGGUUUGACCCCUCCACGAAUUCGUGCGUGAAAUCGUGCAGUUCAUACGGGAACGACUACACGCAGCUGACGGGCGUUGGUAUAAUGGGCUACAAUGAUAAAAAACUUUCUAUAUCUGACCCCGACUCCUGUGCAAAGGCUUGUUCAGCUGAAACAUCCUUUGUCUGCGCCACGGCAGAAUCUGUCUACGGAGAAUGUCGUCUUUCCCCUGUGAUUUUUCAAGUGGUUAACAUAUCUCUAUUGUACGUGGACGAAACAGCAAAUCUCUUUCAACGUCACUGUGUGUAACAGUCAUAGGUUUUGUGGUCGGGUGUUUUCAUCUCAGAUCGAGUAAGAUUAAUUUGUAAAACUAAUGGUGGCAGCAGUGUGAAAUAUUUUCAAAUGGCAUUAUCUAUUAUAAUGUUUGUCUCUUCGAUAAAACAUCCAACCAUGGGGUGUAAACCCUAUCGCAGCCUACCCGCUGUAACAUACAGUGCCGACAUUUUGUGUUUUUAAUGUGUGUUAAGUAACCGUCAGUCUACUUGCACUAUUGAACCGUUCGUUACAUGUGUCUAAUGUGGAAUAUGUUGAAUAACCAGCUAUGUCAUGAAGCAUUACCCCAAUCACAAUUACGACGUGUUAUUUUAUUGUCCCUCAGCUGCUUAUGCAUGGACACCAAACACUGUUGGAUUAAUCACAGGGCUCCGUAUGGUUCCUUUUUUGAUCGGUAACCUGUUGACGUUAAUAAGAACAGAGGUAAUUUGAGCGAGUGAGUGAGUGAGUAUGGCUUUACGCCGCUUUUAGCAAUAUUCCAGCAAUAUCACGGCGG
Molecule: messenger RNA, 1325 nt
Organism: Haliotis rubra (blacklip abalone)
Lineage: Eukaryota; Metazoa; Mollusca; Gastropoda; Lepetellida; Haliotidae
Exons: 3
Coding region: 101-805 (234 amino acids)
Source: RefSeq, a predicted model, not a curated record